Phragmites australis (common reed) is the source of this 891-nucleotide messenger RNA. RefSeq names its product large ribosomal subunit protein eL6-like. The record is from RefSeq and is a predicted model, not a curated record. Gene Ontology annotation, cellular component: cytosolic large ribosomal subunit; ribosome. NCBI's taxonomy places the organism in Eukaryota, Viridiplantae, Streptophyta, Magnoliopsida, Poales, Poaceae. The transcript is spliced from 4 exons. Gene Ontology annotation, molecular function: RNA binding; structural constituent of ribosome. Bases 77 to 736 code for a protein of 219 amino acids. Gene Ontology annotation, biological process: cytoplasmic translation; ribosomal large subunit assembly.
CAAGCCCUCGCCUCCAAUCUUCGCCCACCGCCGCCUCCUUCCCCCGAGUCGAGGCGCCUCCCACCGCUCCGAUCCAAUGGCGCCGACGUCGAAGCUGUCGCUGGGCAUCAAGCGCGCGUCGCGGUCGCACGCGUACCACCGCCGCGGGCUGUGGGCCAUCAAAGCCAAGCACGGUGGCGCCUUCCCCAAGGCCGAGAAGCCCGCCGCCGCCGCGGAAGCCAAGUUCUACCCCGCCGACGACGUCAAGCCCCGCGCGCCCAGCACCCGCAAGCCCAAGCCCACCAAGCUCAGGUCGACCAUCACGCCCGGGACGGUGCUGAUCUUGGUCGCGGGGCGCUUCAUGGGGAAGAGGGUGGUGUUCCUCAAGCAGCUUAAGUCCGGUUUGCUCCUCAUCUCCGGUCCUUUCAAGAUCAAUGGAGUGCCGAUCCGCCGUGUGAACCAGUGCUACGUCAUUGCCACAUCUACGAAGGUCGACAUCUCUGGUGUUGAUGUUGCGAAGUUUGAUGACAAGUACUUCGCCAGGGACAAGAAGAAGAGAGCGAAGAAGACUGAGGGUGAACUUUUUGAGACAGAGAAGGAGGCAUCCAAGUCCCUGCCUGACUUCAAAAAGGAUGACCAGAAGGCCCUGGACGUGGCUCUGAUCAAGGUUAUUGAGGCUGUCCCAGACCUGAAAACCUAUCUUGGUGCCCGGUUCUCUCUGAGGGAUGGUGAUAAGCCCCAUGAGAUGGUCUUCUAAUCUAGUUUUGGAGUCCUGAGGAAGCCGUUUGGCCUAGUGUGUUCUUGUACUUCUGAAUUUUGUACCCGGGUAGUGAACCUUUCAUUCCGAUUGCAGUCAGCCUGUCAAAUAUUAUGAGAAGAUUUAAGAGAAGUUUUAACCGUGUUGGUGGUUCA